Molecule: messenger RNA, 2229 nt
Organism: Symbiodinium natans
Lineage: Eukaryota; Dinophyceae; Suessiales; Symbiodiniaceae
Source: the annotation of a GenBank genome assembly
AUGUCGCAACAGAUUCUCCUGGGUUUAUGGCUCCUGGCGUGCCUUUCCGCCACCGCGCCGCUGCCGCCUCCUGAGCCGAACCCGCCAAGCUGGCCCAGCAGUGUCACCGUUCUUGGCCCCGAGGACGACGUGGGCAACUUGACAGCACGGAUCGCAGCUCUUCUUUCAGAGCUCAACAAUGUGACCACCGGCCACUACAGCUCCGACAGGAAGGCGCUCCUCUUCAAGCCUGGCAAGUAUGACGCAGAGAUCAAAGUGGGCUACUACGUCCAGGUCCUGGGCCUCGGCGAGCGGCCCGAGGACGUGGAGUUCGCUAGCGCGUGGGGGGUCUACUCCGAGCCCAUGGGCGCCAUCCCAGAUCCAGGGUCCCUGGACAACUUCUGGCGUAGUGCGGAGAAUUUCCGCCAUGCCUCUCCGUGGGGCAUGCUCUGGGCAGUGUCACAGGCAUCGCCCAUCCGACGCAUUCGUGUCGACAAGGACCUGGAGCUCUCCAGGAAGGGUGCCUGGGCCAGUGGAGGCUACAUGGCCGACAUCCAGGUGGGCGGCAUGACGAAGAUGGGUGGUCAGCAGCAGUGGAUGAUCCGAAAUUCCAACAUCUCCACGCCGGAUGCUGCCGAUUUGGGUGGGCAAUGGAACCUGGUCCUGGUCGGGUGCACAGGCGGCCCCCGCGAGACCCUGCCCGCCGAUGGUUCGAAGAUCGCGCUGACGAAUGUUGCAUUGACCCCGGUUGUGGCCGAGAAGCCCUAUAUCACCAUUGACGCGCUCGGCCGCUACUCCCUGCAGGUUCCCAAGCCGAAAUUCCGCUCUGUGGGACCAGCGGUGGAAGCGACCACAUCGGUUCCUUUCGAGCAGGUCUUCGUAGCUCGGGCCGAAGACACCAGCUCGGCAAUCCAGGCGAAGCUGAACACUGGGCUCCAUGUGCUACUCUCACCUGGAAUCUACCACCUCAGCGCUCCCCUCACCCUCUCCUUCAAGGACCAGGUGCUCUUGGGAAUUGGCAUGGCGACGCUGGUCGCUCCCAACGAUGGCAGCCCCUGCGUUUUCGUGGAGUCCGCUGCAACGGGCGCACGCGUUGCGGGGAUCGUGCUGCAGGCCGCUUUCUCCUUCCACUCUCAGUCGGCGCAGCUGAAGAGGCCGCAGAGCAGCCUCCUGGAGUGGGGCCGCCCUGGCGAGACCUCGGGUGAUCCUGGGAACCCAGGUGUCCUUUCCGACGUUUUCGCCCGCGUUGGAGGGCCGGACACGGACCGCUCGAUAGGCCUUGGAGCCAUGUCGGUCUUAAGCGUAGGCCAGUUCUUCGUGGACUGCUGCGGCAUCCAGAUUAACAGUGAUCCUAGGCCGACGAUCAACCCCGAUGGGAGCAUCAACUUCCACAAGUGGCAUGAGCUGAUCAAGGACUCCAAGCUCCCUUACAUGACCUUCGACCCACCUCAGAAGAAGGCCGCAUUUGCCCAGGGCUGCCGCAAUUGCUACUUUGCUCCGCCAAGGGCCUGGAUCUGUGCUACGCCUCCAUGCUGUGCGACGCGCUACCUCCAGCAAAAAUAUGGCCCCUUCAAGAAGUUCCAGAUCUCCAAGGAUGACUGGCUUCCACUUAUGCUGGAGAGGGACAACCCGCAUUGCCCGGAUUUCCUCCGCGGCAUCUGGUGGAUGAAGGACAACAUUGCCAACGAAACUCUGCUCACAUUUCAGGAUGCCGCCUGGAGACCCGAUGGCCGCUUUGGCACGAAAGAUACUGGAACCAAUUGGUCCACGGGCACCAACCUGCUUGGAAGCCUUCUGGCAUCGAUCAAGAAGUUCCCGGCAGGCUUCCAGGUCGAGCCUGGGGCGAACCCGAAGUGGGUUGGGCUGACCAACGGCGAUGAUUGGAUCUACGUCCUUGGAGAAGAGGACAAGGGGAAGCUCUUGUACCCAGACGGAACCCCAGUUGACUUCAUCGUUGGCGAGGAUCUGCUGAGGGUCUCCGUUUCUGGGGGCGACCCCUACACUGGCGUCUUCUAUCAGUACUUGGUGAAACGAGUUGCGUUCAAGGACUGUGACGGAAAAGUCGUGAAGACGCAGUACUUCGACGAGCUUGUGGAGCGAGCCACGCGCCCCACUGUCGAUGGCUGCUGCUGCAAUCUUUUCCUCUGUACUACGAGUGACGAGGAUUACGGGGUUGUCUAUGAUUCCCUCGACGACACCCAGCUCAUCGUGUACAACCAGGACAAGUACCCGCCGGCACCUUCUCAGUGA